Messenger RNA from Aspergillus steynii IBT 23096, 1731 nucleotides. RefSeq names its product phosphatidate cytidylyltransferase. Gene Ontology annotation, biological process: cardiolipin biosynthetic process; CDP-diacylglycerol biosynthetic process. Gene Ontology annotation, cellular component: mitochondrion. The transcript has 2 exons. The coding region runs from base 184 to 1731 and encodes 515 amino acids. The record is from RefSeq and is a predicted model, not a curated record. NCBI's taxonomy places the organism in Eukaryota, Fungi, Ascomycota, Eurotiomycetes, Eurotiales, Aspergillaceae. Gene Ontology annotation, molecular function: phosphatidate cytidylyltransferase activity.
UGCCGGUGCUCUGUUUUCUCCUUUCCUCCAUCUGAUCUCCCCGGAAAUUAUGAUCUGAACCUGUCGUUGCAGAUGGUCUCUUGAUUUGUCGUCUUCCUACAGCCCUCGCUGUGCAAUUCCCUCCUUUUCUUCUGUUUCCUCCCUCCCUGUGCCUUCCUUCCUUUCCUCCGUGGAGCCGCAACGAUGCGCGAAGCUACGUCCCUCCUUAUGAACUCGUCGGGCUCCUUCCGUAUGCAUUUACGUCCGAACCCUCCGUUUGCUGCGCGAUGCUCUCGCAUUCCGAACGCCCUUCGCUCGUUUCCCCUGCAGACCUCAACAGACUACAACGGUGGCUCUUUAACGCGACGACUCUACACCGGUCAACCACAUGGCUCUCGUUCGAGCUCUACGGAUCGUCUCCUGGCGCCCUCGCCUGCCUCGUUCUCGACCUCUUCGCAAUAUUCCGAUCCCGGGGACUGGGAAGUCAAUUCCAAUCUUGCGAUCUCGGCAUUUUCGGAGCUGCCGUCGAAGGAUUUCGGAGUCAACCAGCAUAUGGUCAUUAACCAGGAAUUCAAAGAGGCCUUGCGCCAGAUUCUCUGGGGGUUCCGCGCUCCGAUUCGGUAUGCAUUCGCCUACGGGUCGGGAGUCUUCCCGCAAUCCGGCAGCGCCCCCGGCUCCAGUCAAUGUCACCCAUCAGCCCCGGCGGCCAUCAAGAAUAUGCAGCAAGGACAAGGGAAGAUGAUCGACUUUAUCUUUGGCGUUUCGUACUCUCAACAUUGGCACUCACUAAACCUUAGUCAGCACCGUGAUCAUUACUCCGGGUUAGGUUCUCUGGGAUCCUACCUGGUUUCGCAAACGCAGGACAAACUCGGCGCCGGCGUAUAUUUCAAUCCGUAUGUCACGGUCAAUGGCACGUUGAUUAAAUACGGAGUCGUAAACUUGGACACGCUCUGCCAGGAUCUCAGCCAGUGGGGCACCUUGUACCUGGCCGGGCGAUUGCAGAAGCCCGUCAAAAUCCUGCGCGACCAUCCGCGGGUGCGACUCGCCAAUCAGAUGAACCUGCUGUCUGCCGUUCGAGUAGCCUUGCUGCUGCUGCCGGAGCAGUUUAGCGAGUUCCAGCUUUACAGUACCAUCGCAGCGAUCAGCUACAUGGGUGACAUUCGCAUGUCGCUGCCGGCCGAGGACCCUCGCAAGGUCAACAACAUUGUCUCCGGACAGAUGGCCAACUUCCGGCGGCUGUAUGCGCCGCUCAUUGACAAUCUUCCCAACGUGACUUUCAACGACAAGCGCUGCACCCAGGAGGACUGGAUCGACGAUCCGGGUGCCAACGUGCGGUUAACACAAGACAUGGACCCCGUCAAGCGUGGUAACAUGGUCCGCCGACUGCCCGAGUCCUUCCGGGAGAAGCUGUAUUUCCAGUAUCAGUCGCGCUACGAGAUUCCGCGUGCUCAAUUCAACCAGAUGAUGAAGGAGAACAACGACAAGGACCCCGAGCUUGUGCGUCGCCGACAAGGGGGUGAAUUUGAGCAGCGGAUCGCCAGCGAUUCGCACCUGACACAGGAGGUACAAAACUCGAUCACAAAGACCAUCCGAUGGCCCAGCCUGGUGCAGACCGCCAAAGGACCGCUCACCUCGGGCGUCAGUCGUACCUGGCGCUACUUGCGAGAAAAGCAGAACAAGUACAAGACGUCGGGCCAGAACCCUCCUCCGACGAGCGAGGAGUCGUCGUCCAAGGCCUCCAAGCAAGAAUAG